AGCUGUCACCUGGUUUGUUGUGAUUCGGAAUUUUACAUAAUCCGGCGUUCGGGAAAUCGGGAAAUCGCGGCCUCCUGCAAUGUCGACCACGAUCGAGAGUUUCUUUCAAAAGGCGACGACGGCCACGAUGAAGGAGUGGCCACGGGAUGCGGUGCUUUACCAGCCGUACGAAGAGGAGCAGAUACUGUUGGCGGAGAAUGCCAGCUGCCUGGCCGUGCGUACCUAUCUGAAGAUGCGUAAUCUGCCGACGGCACUGGAGCAGCGCGCGAACGCCGAAUUCAUCUCCCCCGGGGGGAAACGCACGAAACUUCCGGUGCUGCGGGUUGAGAAUUUUAUCUACGCCGAGUUCGAUCACAUCGUGACCUUCGUGGAUCAAAACUUUGGCAAAACACUGAGCGAAUUCCUGUCCCCCGAGGACAAGGACGUGAUGCGCUCGUCGAUCUGCCUGGUGGAGCAUCUGCUAACGAACGCAGAGCACUACGUGAGCUGGUCACUGCCGGAGGUACGCGAAACGGUGACGAAGCAACGCAACGGUUGCGUAUAUCCGUUCCCGCUGAAUCACGUGCAAAACUGGCGCAAGGAGGCGGCCGUCAAGCGACAACUACGUCUGACCGAGUAUCAUAAUGCCGAUCUAGCGAAGGUCAUGGAAGUGGUGCAUCAUCUGUGUCAGGAUCUGAGCUUCCGUUUGGGUGACAAGCGGUACUUCUUCGGGGAUCAACCAACCGAAUUGGAUGCGCUCGUGUUCGGUCAUCUGUACAGCAUCAUCACCAUGCCGCUGCCGAACAACGAACUAGCGAAGACGGUAUCGCAAGAGGAGAAUCUGGUACAAUUCUGUAAAAACAUCGACCUGACGUAUUUCCAGUUAAAAUGAGCUGUAACCCUGAACCCGGGCGACCUUUUCCGCUCCGGAAGGAGUAUUUUCUUUGUUAAUUAUAGCAUUUCUCAAACGUUGAAACAUGAAACUGAAACUAAAAUGGCCUAAUUCAUACAAAU
This is a messenger RNA of Anopheles darlingi, 993 nucleotides long. RefSeq names its product metaxin-2. The record is from RefSeq and is a predicted model, not a curated record. Gene Ontology annotation, biological process: mitochondrion organization. Bases 80 to 871 code for a protein of 263 amino acids. Gene Ontology annotation, cellular component: SAM complex. NCBI's taxonomy places the organism in Eukaryota, Metazoa, Arthropoda, Insecta, Diptera, Culicidae. The transcript has 3 exons.